GCAGAGCGGACAUCACUUCUUCAGCCAGUGUCAUCUCCAGCCCUACCAGGACUCUAUCCUACCACUGCCUCCACCAUGGGUGACGCGCUGAUGGCCGAGUUUGGAAAGGCUGUGAUCUAUCUCAGGAAGUCUGACAAGGAGCGCCUGGAGGCCCAAACCAGGGCUUUUGACAUCAAAACGCAGUGCUUCGUCGUCGACGAUAAAGUGGAAUAUGUCAAGGGGCAGAUCCAAAGCAAGGAAGGAGGGAAGGUUGUUGUAAAAAAGGAGGACGACACUACAGUGACAGUUCCAGAAUCUGAUGUCCAUCCACAGAACCCGCCGAAGUAUGAUAAAAUAGAGGACAUGGCCAUGUUCACCUUCCUCCACGAGCCUGCCGUGCUGUUCAACCUCAAGGAGCGGUACGCUGCCUGGAUGAUCUACACCUACUCUGGUCUCUUCUGUGUCACCGUCAACCCCUACAAGUGGCUGCCAGUGUACGAUUCAGAGGUGGUUGCGGCCUACAGAGGGAAGAAGAGGACCGAAGCUCCUCCUCACAUCUUCUCCAUCUCAGAUAACGCCUACCAGUACAUGCUCACUGACCGGGAGAACCAGUCUGUCCUCAUCACUGGAGAAUCCGGUGCUGGGAAAACCGUCAACACCAAGCGAGUCAUCCAAUACUUUGCCAGUAUCGCUGCGGUUGGCGGUGCGGUCAAGAAGGAUGCCAACAAAGGGACUCUGGAGGAUCAAAUCAUCCAGGCCAACCCUGCGCUAGAGGCCUUCGGUAACGCCAAAACCCUGAGGAAUGACAACUCCUCCCGUUUUGGAAAGUUCAUCCGGAUUCACUUCGGGAACAGCGGCAAGCUUAGCUCUGCAGACAUCGAGACCUACCUGCUUGAAAAGUCCAGAGUCACUUUCCAGCUGAAGUCUGAGAGGAACUAUCACAUAUUCUUCCAGAUCUUGUCCAAUCAGAAGCCGGAGCUGUUGGACAUGCUGCUGAUUACCAACAACCCCUACGAUUACUCCUACAUCUCCCAAGGAGAGGUAACCGUCGCCUCCAUCAACGACUCUGAGGAGCUCAUAGGCACUGAUAGUGCGUUUGAUGUCCUCGGCUUCACCCUGGAAGAAAAGAUGGGGGUGUACAAGCUGACUGGUGCCAUCAUGCACUAUGGCAACAUGAGGUUCAAGCAGAAGCAGCGCGAGGAGCAGGCAGAGUCAGACGGGACUGAAGCGGCUGAUAAAUCAGCAUACCUCAUGGGUCUGAACUCGGCGGAUCUCAUCAAAGGUCUCUGCCACCCUAGGGUGAAGGUAGGGAAUGAAUAUGUCACCAAAGGUCAAGGGGUGGACCAGGUCUACUACUCCCUUGGUGCGCUGGCUAAGUCAGUGUAUGAGAAGAUGUUUAACUGGAUGGUGGUGAGGAUUAACCACUCCCUGGAAACCAAGCAGCACCGACAGCACUUCAUAGGAGUGCUGGACAUUGCAGGUUUUGAGAUCUUUGACUUCAACACCUUUGAGCAGCUCUGCAUUAAUUUCACAAAUGAAAAACUGCAGCAGUUUUUCAAUCACCACAUGUUUGUCCUGGAACAGGAAGAGUACAAGAAGGAAGGCAUUGAUUGGGAGUUCAUUGACUUUGGGAUGGAUUUGCAGGCCUGCAUUGACCUCAUUGAGAAGCCCCUGGGCAUCAUGUCUAUUCUGGAGGAAGAGUGCAUGUUCCCCAAAGCCAGUGACCAGACGUUUAAGUCUAAGCUCUAUGACAAUCACCUGGGCAAAAACAAAAUGUUUGAGAAGCCUAGACCUGCAAAGGGAAAAGCGGAGGCCCACUUUGCUCUGGUUCACUAUGCUGGGACAGUCGACUACAACAUUGGCAACUGGCUGGUGAAAAACAAAGAUCCUUUGAAUGAGACUGUGGUGGGGCUCUUCCAGAAGUCCUCCCUCAAGCUUCUCAGUGUGCUCUUCUCCAGCUGUGCAUCCGAAGCUGACAAGGGGGGCAAAGGCGCCAAAAAGAAAGGCUCCUCCUUCCAGACAGUGUCAGCCCUUCACAGAGAAAACCUGAACAAGCUCAUGUCCACCCUGAAAACCACACAUCCACACUUUGUCCGCUGUCUGAUUCCAAAUGAGAAGAAAACUCCAGGAAUCAUGGACAACUGCCUGGUGAUGCAUCAGCUCCGCUGUAACGGUGUCCUGGAAGGCAUCAGGAUCUGCAGGAAGGGCUUCCCCAACAGGGUCCUGUACGGGGACUUCAAACAGCGGUACAGAAUCUUAAAUGCUUCUGCCAUUCCCGAGGGACAAUUCAUGGACAACAAAAAGUGUGCAGAGAAGCUGUUGGGGUCGCUGGACAUCGACCACACCCAGUACAGGUUUGGCCACACCAAGGUCUUCUUCAAGGCAGGUCUGCUAGGUACAUUAGAGGAGAUGCGAGAUGAGCAACUGUCCCGCAUUAUCACCAGGAUCCAAGCCAAUGCCAGGGCAAUUUUAAUGAGAGCUGAGUUUGUCAAGCUUGUGGAGCGCAGAGAUGCUCUGUUGCUGAUUCAGUGGAACCUUCGUUCUUUCCUGGGGGUGAAGAACUGGCCUUGGAUGAAGCUUUUCUUCAAGAUCAAGCCCUUGCUGAAGAGCGCAGAGUCAGAGAAGGAGAUGGCCAACAUCAAGGAUGAAUUCAACACGAUGAAACAAGCCUUGGAAAAAUCGGAGGCCCGAAGGAAGGAACUAGAGGAGAAAAUAGUGACGGUUCUCCAAGAGAAAAAUGACCUGACAAUGCAGAUUCAGUCCGAACAGGAUACAUUAACAGACGCGGAAGAGCGCUGUGAACAGCUCAUCAAGAGUAAGAUUCAACAGGAAGCAAAGUUGAAAGAGAUGACUGAAAGGAUGGAGGAUGAGGAAGAGAUGAACGCUGAUCUCACUGCCAAAAGGCGGAAGCUUGAAGACGAAUGCUCCGAGCUGAAAAAGGACAUUGACGACCUUGAGCUGACAUUAGCCAAGGUCGAAAAGGAGAAACACGCCACUGAAAACAAGGUGAAGAAUCUCACGGAGGAGCUGGCUUCUCAGGAUGAUAACAUCCUGAAGCUUAGCAAGGAGAAGAAAGCCUUACAAGAGGCCCACCAGCAGGCUCUGGACGACCUUCAGAGUGAAGAGGACAAGGCCAACACCCUCACCAAGGCCAAGGUCAAGUUAGAGCAGCAGGUCGAUGACCUGGAGGGUUCCCUGGAACAAGAGAAGAAGGUCAGGAUGGAUCUGGAACGUUCAAAGCGAAAGCUGGAAGGCGACCUGAAACUCAGUCAGGAGAGUUUGAUGGACCUGGAGAACGACAAACAGCAACUGGAGGAGAAGCUGAAAAAGAAAGACUUUGAAACGUCGCAGUUGAACGGACGAAUAGAAGACGAGCAGGUGGUCAGCGUCCAGCUGCAGAAGAAGCUGAAGGAGAACCAGGCAAGGAUUGAGGAGCUCGAGGAGGAGCUCGAUGCUGAGCGGGCAGCCCGGGCCAAAGUGGAAAAGCAGCGCUCCGAUGUUUCCCGUGAGCUGGAGGACAUCAGUGAGCGUCUAGAAGAGGCCGGGGGCGCCACCUCGGCUCAAGUGGAGCUCAACAAGAAGAGAGAUGCUGAGUUCCAGAAAGUCCGCAGGGAGUUGGAGGAGUCUACACUUCAACACGAGGCCACUGCUGCAGCACUGAGGAAGAAGCAUGCUGACAGCGUUGCUGAACUGGGUGAACAGAUUGACAACCUUCAGCGAGUCAAGCAGAAGCUGGAAAAGGAAAAAACUGAACUGAAACUGGAGCUGGAUGACAUAUCAUCCAACAUGGAGUGUGUGGUCAAAAACAAGUCCAAUAUUGAGAAGAUAUGCCGCUCAAUGGAGGACAACAUGAAUGAGUACAAGAGCAAGUAUGAGGAGGCUCAGAGGACGAUCAAUGACUUCACCACCCUGAGAGCCAAACUUCUCACUGAAAACGGGGAACUGGGACGUCAGCUGGAGGAGAAGGAGUGCCUGGUGUCACAGCUCACUAGGGGGAAGCUCUCCUACACCCAGCAGCUGGAAGACCUCCGCAGACAGCUGGAGGAGGAGGUCAAGGCGAAGAACGCCCUUGCCCACGUGGUGCAGUCGGCUCGUCACGACUGUGACCUCCUGAGAGAACAGUUCGAGGAGGAGCAGGAGGCCAAGGCUGAGCUGCAGAGGGCGCUGUCCAAAGCCAACAUUGAGGUCUCAACCUGGCGGACCAAAUACGAAACAGACGGGAUCCAGCGCACAGAGGAGUUAGAAGAGGCCAAGAAGAAGCUGGUCCAGCGUCUUCAGGAGGCGGAGGAAGCCAUCGAGGCUGUGAACGCAAAGUGUUCCUCCCUGGAGAAGACCAAACACCGCCUCCAAAAUGAAAUCGAAGAUCUCAUGUUGGACCUUGAGCGAUCCAACGCAGCGUCCACAGCUCUCGACAAGAAGCAGCGGUCGUUUGACAAAGUGAUGGCCGAGUGGAAGCAGAAGUUUGAGGAGUCUCAAUGUGAGCUGGAGGCGAGCCAGAAGGAGGCUCGCUCUCUGAGCACAGAGCUCUUCAAACUAAAAAACGCCUAUGAGGAGUCUCUGGAUCAGCUAGAGACCAUGAAGAGAGAGCACAAGAUCCUCCAGGAAGAGAUCUCUGACCUCACUGACCAGCUCGGCGAGGGCGGGAAAAACACCCAUGAGCUGGAGAAACUCCGGAAGCAGCUGGAGCAGGAGAAGACCGAGCUUCAGUCAGCACUGGAGGAGGCAGAGGGCUCUCUGGAGCACGAGGAGGGCAAGAUCCUCCGGGCCCAGCUGGAGUAUAACCAGGUGAAGGCCGACAUGGAACGGAAGGGUUCUGAGAAGGAUGAGGAGAUGGAUCAGGCCAAGAGAAACUACCAACGGAUAAUCGAUUCCCUCCAGUCUUCUCUGGAAUCUGAGACAAGGAGCCGCAACGAGGCGCUCCGCGUCAAGAAGAAGAUGGAGGGCGACCUCAAUGAAAUGGAGGUCCAGCUGAGCAAAGCCAACCGACAGGCGGCCGAUGCACAGAAGCAGCUCAAAGUCAUCCAAGCAUACCUGAAAGAUACCCAGAUACAUCUGGACGACGCAACCCAUGGGAACGAUGAUCUCCGAGAGAACAUCGCUCUGGUGGAACGGCGGAAUAAUCUGAUCCAGGCGGAGCUGGAGGAGCUGAGGUCAGCUCUGGAGCAGACGGAACGAGGCAGGAAGCUGGCGGAGCACGAGCUGACCGAGGCCACAGAGCGCAUGCAGCUGCUUCACUCACAGAACACCAGCCUCAUCAACCAGAAGAAGAAGCACGAGGCGGAUGUUCUCCACCUGCAGUCUGAGGUGGAGGACGCCAUACAGGAGAACCGCAACGCCGAAGAGAAGGCGAAGAAGGCCAUCACCGACGCUGCCAUGAUGGCAGAGGAGCUGAAGAAAGAGCAGGACACCAGCGCCCACCUGGAGCGCAUGAAAAAGAACAUGGAGCAGACGAUCAAGGACCUGCAGCACCGCCUGGACGAAGCCGAGCAGGUCGCCAUGAAAGGCGGGAAGAAGCAGCUUCAGAAGCUGGAGGGACGCAUCAAGGAGCUGGAGAACGAGUUGGAGACGGAGCAGAAGAGAGGCACGGAGACCGUCAAAGGGGUGCGCAAGUACGAGCGCCGCAUCAAGGAGCUCACCUACCAGACGGAGGAGGACCGCAAGAACCUGGCCCGCGUGCAGGACCUGGUGGACAAGCUGCAGCUCAAGGUCAAGUCCUACAAACGCUGUGCGGAGGAGGCCGAGGAGGCGUCCAACGUCAACAUCGCCAAGCUCCGCAAACUACAGCAUGAGCUGGAGGAGGCGGAGGAGCGGGGGGACAUCGCUGAGUCUCAGGUGAACAAGCUGCGGGCGAAGACCAGGGACGGCUCCUCAAAGAAGGGUCUCGACGAGUAACACGCCAACCGAUGAUACUCUACUCCGUUUGGUGGACAUUGACCCACGUGAUGUGUCUGUUGCCAUGGGGAACACAGCUAGCAGCAAGCCUUGCGCUGGAUUUGCCUAACCAGGGCUAAAGUAUUCAAACUACAAAUUGCCCUUCGAUGCUCAGAAUGAUGCUUUACCAGAAACAAAAUAUAUCUAAACCUGAAGUUCUUUUUCUCCAUAGUUUAGGCCUGGUUGUAAACAUUGAAUGCCUUUUAUAUCACAUGUUAGUCCUAUAUUUUACUAUUAAGUGUUUUGUUUUAUUGAUAUUACACACUUCAUCACGCCUACAGGUAGUGUGUCGUUUCGGUAUUACCUGUAAUUGGACUCACCUGGUCAAAGUUUUGCAAAGUUUGACCGAGGGAGAAAACUCAAAGAACGAAACUGCAAACUGAAAGUAAUAGCAAUAUAAAACGCAAUUGUUCUUGGUUAAUAGUUAGAAUAGGAAAGCUCGGCCAUUGAUACCAGUUUAAGCUAUUAUAUUUUAGAAUAAAUUAUUUGUCCAUAUCUCUGCAGUGAAAAUCAAUGAACGCAGCUGGUUAUUACUUGAUGGGUAGAAGGAAAUUCAAUAUUUUGAAACUUUUUCUAAAGAAACUGUCUAUUGUACUUGUCUAGCUAAUUCCCAUCAAUGUAUUGUACUCCUGACAGAAAAAUAAAACCAUUAAAUUAGGCCUAGUUAAAAACAAUGCAUCCAUUUAUAUUGAUAAAUGUGCUUCAGUGCGUCAGAAUACAAAAUGUAUAUGUAACGUAUAACAUUAAAUCUUUAAUUUCACGUUUUGCUUCAUAGU
This is a messenger RNA of Gadus chalcogrammus (walleye pollock), 6686 nucleotides long. RefSeq names its product myosin, heavy chain 6, cardiac muscle, alpha (gene myh6). NCBI's taxonomy places the organism in Eukaryota, Metazoa, Chordata, Actinopteri, Gadiformes, Gadidae. Gene Ontology annotation, molecular function: actin filament binding; ATP binding; cytoskeletal motor activity. The coding region runs from base 76 to 5871 and encodes 1931 amino acids. The record is from RefSeq and is a predicted model, not a curated record. Gene Ontology annotation, cellular component: myosin complex. The transcript has 2 exons.